UCCAUAGACCGUAGGCCUGACGGCACUCCACAGCAGACGCCGGCCGUGGCUGGGCGCACGGAGUCCAGGAGCCACCUCGGUCCCUUUAAACCAGAGGACGCCCGGGCUCCCUCCGCUUGGCCAUGGCUCCCCCGCCGCUGUGCAGGCUCCCGAGGUCACCGCCGCGGCUGAUACUGCUCCUGCUAUUGAGCGUCGCGCUGCUGGGCGCCCAGGCCCGCGCCGAACCCGCCGCCGGGAGCGCCGUCCCCGCGCAGAGCCGCCCGUGCGUGGACUGCCACGCUUUCGAGUUCAUGCAGCGCGCCUUGCAGGACCUGCGGAAGACGGCCUACAGCCUGGACGCCCGGACGGAGACCCUCCUGCUGCAGGCCGAGCGCCGGGCCCUGUGUGCCUGCUGGCCGGCUGGGCGCUGAGGACCUGGAGCCAGCACUUUCCUUCAUCAAUAAACACCUGACCUGGCA
Messenger RNA from Camelus dromedarius (Arabian camel), 458 nucleotides. It is a transcript of the gene NICOL1, whose product is annotated as NELL2 interacting cell ontogeny regulator 1. Bases 123 to 410 code for a protein of 95 amino acids. The record is from RefSeq and is a predicted model, not a curated record. The transcript is spliced from 4 exons. Lineage: Eukaryota; Metazoa; Chordata; Mammalia; Artiodactyla; Camelidae.